Messenger RNA from Physella acuta, 2192 nucleotides. RefSeq lists its product as uncharacterized. The record is from RefSeq and is a predicted model, not a curated record. Lineage: Eukaryota; Metazoa; Mollusca; Gastropoda; Physidae.
UGUUUUAAAAUGUGUCAUCUUAAUACAUUGGACUAAAAAUAAACACAAAAAUCAACCUAAAUUCUUUACGCAUACUGUUUUAACUAAAUAAUAUUUGGCUUUCAGCUAAGACUCGUUAAGUUAAAGUUAGUGAAAGUUCAAAGUUGUGAAAGUGUGUUGUUUGAUGGUUGCUGGACUUACAAAAUUGAAAGUGAAGAUACGAUUUCUUUACAUGACAAAAGAAAAUGGGAAACGGUUAAUGCAGAACGAAGAAGUGUGUUCAUCAUACAAUUAGAUUUAAUUUUACCAACAAGUCCAAUGUUCAAUGUAUUAAUUUAAUGAGCAGUAAGAAACAACACCAUUUUUGGACAUAAGUCAAUUUUAUAGCUAAAGACAAAGAUGACUGGUUAUGUAGAAGAACUUCAAAAAGAAUCAUUUUGGAAAGAACAUCAAGAUUCGCUGGUAAAGAUCCGCCAGGAUUUGGUCUCAAGAAAAAAAUCUCGUCCAAAAUUUACUCCAGUAGGAGGUAUAAGGAAGCAAACACAGAAAAAGUCAACUCAUCCUCCUUACGGAAAAUACCGUAGAACUCCGUCUCCUUACCUUCCAAAAUUAAGUCCUGAGCCUGCUAAGGCAACUAAAGUUCCUGUAAAUGGUGUUUAUAAAAGCAAAUUUGAAAAGAUUCCUCCCGUUAGGGCAAAAAAUGCUUUUCUGCCCAAAACACCAGAUUAUGACAGCUGGGGUGAAGAAAGCAGCAAUGAUGAUGACUACCUAGAUGACGAUGAUGACGAGGAAGAAAAAAUAGAACCAGUUAGGAAAAAGCACAGGCAUAGGAACUCUGUAUCAAAGAGAUACAAACCUCAGCCUUACAAACCUCAGCCGUAUCCCCCAAACAUGUAUCUCCAUCCGCAAGUUAUAUAUGGAGCACCUUACUCAUUGUACUACCCCCCUCCACCUGCUGGGGCAAGAAAAAAUAAGAAUAAUGCCCAAUUUUCUAAAAGUACCUCACAAAAGUACCCAAGAAAGGUCUCUCGCUCCGGCAUACCUGUGCGGAAAAAGAAAAUGAUCUCACCUGUUCACCAUUCAGUACCUGUGUACCCUGCGGCGUACCCCAUGGUGCCAACAGUCAUGUUCCAGCAGGAUCUGGAGGAAACAGAAGAAACGGAGGAGGAAGAUGAAAAUAUGAAGUUAGCUCUGGCCCAUUGGAAGAACCAUCCUCUGUUUGCCAGUGAUUUCUGCAACUGGUUCAUUGAUGACUGUCUGAAUACAGAUCUGUUGCCUGAUUUUCUCAUUGAUAUUCUUCAUGAAAUUAAAUAUAUGCCUUAUGACCACCCAUUGUUUUUGCCAUCCAUCUACACAUGUGAGGAUAUACUGUCUGACCAUGUGGCUGAAAUGGCUCUUGAAAUUGUCAGGGAAACUGCUUCAGAGUUAGCGAAUGACUACAUUGAUGAGAAGCUCCUACAGGAAGAUCCCCUGGAGAAGUUUCUCUCUGACCUCAUAGAAGAUGCUGUGAGGAUGGGGGCCAGGGACAUCGUCAGGUCCUCUGUCAUAGAGAUAGCGGAGGAUUACGUGCAGACGGAGUUCUCAACGGGCGUCAUAAAUAGUUUACUUCAUGACCAUAUGAUGGAGAUAGGGCCAGAGCUGCUUGAAGAGUUGACUUUUGACAUAAUUGCCGAGGACUUCAUUGACUCUGAGGUCAUCAGUUCAGAGGUGAAAGAAGAAGCUGAAGUUAUCGCAAGAGAAACAAUACAGUACUAUGAUGAUAAAGUCUUGAGGAGGGAAUUCAAAGAAGUCAGCACCCACGCUAGAGAGAAGCUGACGGACACAGUUAUCAUGGAAUAUCUCUUAAAGAUGAUGUCACAGCACGGUCAUCUGUGGGCUGAAACUGACCACCACAACAAAUUUUUAGAUGAUAUGAUCUUCAACACCAGCCUAGCACAGAUUUUCAAUGUCCACAAACAAAGGGAAAAAACUCUGCAGUGCAAGCCUUUACAGAAACUUCAUGAAAAAGUGGUUUCUGAUGUUGCAUUAGAUGUUUUCCUCCAACACUUGACUCUUGCUCUCGAUGAGGACCUGGCAGAUGUAGAUGAAUAUGAAAGAGGAGUUACAGAUAGCACUAGUCACCCAUUUCCUUUAUCUGUCAGGUGACCUCAUAAAAAGUGAAGCGAGCAAGCCAAAUGAAUACCUUUUGCUAAAUACAGAUUCCAACUUACUUU